Pseudonaja textilis is the source of this 1511-nucleotide messenger RNA. RefSeq names its product ubiquitin conjugating enzyme E2 E1 (gene UBE2E1). NCBI's taxonomy places the organism in Eukaryota, Metazoa, Chordata, Lepidosauria, Squamata, Elapidae. The record is from RefSeq and is a predicted model, not a curated record.
GCUGAGCCAGGCAGGGAAGCCAUUGCCUGUUUAAUAGUUGCUGUUGCAGCACUUCCGCUUCUCUCCCUGCGAGAGACACACGAGUGGCCAGGCCCAGCCGCACCGAGGAGGAGCAGCCAGACACAAAGGGAGAGGUUUGGGUGGAGCUAUAGUGGGGGGGAGCUAUGUCGGAUGACGAUUCAAGGGCUAGCACCAGCUCUUCUUCAUCUUCAUCCUCCAACCAACAGACUGAGAAAGAGACAAACACACCUAAGAAGAAAGAAAGUAAAGUCAGCAUGAGUAAAAAUUCCAAGCUCCUUUCCACCAGCGCAAAAAGAAUUCAAAAGGAAUUGGCUGACAUCACCUUAGAUCCACCUCCCAACUGCAGUGCUGGCCCAAAAGGUGAUAAUAUCUAUGAAUGGAGAUCAACAAUUUUAGGACCUCCAGGUUCAGUAUAUGAGGGUGGAGUUUUCUUCCUUGACAUUACAUUUACACCAGAAUAUCCCUUCAAGCCUCCAAAGGUUACCUUUCGAACAAGAAUCUAUCACUGCAACAUUAAUAGUCAAGGAGUGAUCUGUCUGGACAUAUUAAAGGACAACUGGAGUCCAGCAUUAACUAUUUCUAAAGUUCUUCUUUCAAUUUGCUCACUUCUCACAGAUUGCAAUCCUGCUGAUCCCCUUGUUGGAAGUAUUGCAACUCAGUAUAUGACUAACAGAGCAGAGCAUGACAGAAUGGCCAGACAGUGGACCAAGAGAUACGCGACAUAAACUGGAUUUUUAUCAAACCUUUCUGUUAAAUCAUCUGUGAUGGAAAGAGCUGCUUAUGAUUUUGAAGGGGUGGGACAGGGAAGGGGAGAAACUGAAAAAGAGUAGGGUAUUUCUAUAACAGAAUUUAUUCAGUCUUUUAUUUCCUGAGAUUUUGUUGUUGUUACUUAAGGUAUCUUGCUACAGUAGACAGUUAGAAUGGGAAUAGUAUAUUUUAAGACUGUCAUUAGUCUUAAAGCAAUAGUAGCUCUGCUAUAGCACCAAGAAGAAUGUAAACUAAGCUGAUAAUUGGAUGAGGUUUGGAAAGGAUGUUUGGUUGUGAUAAAAAAAUAAAACAGCUUAAUUUAUAAGUACAUAUAUUUGGCAUUUCUCUAAAAUUUCUUGUAAGAAGGCUUGCAACUUGAUUUUCUUUUAACUUGGUUUUAUUUGUAAAAAAAAAAUAUUGGGAAUAUUUUUCCCUAGGGGAGGUGGGAGAGUUUCAUAUUUAACACAUCUUUUUACAAGACUAUCCUUUCAUUAACUUCAAAUAUAGAGGUAAGGCUAGAUUGUUGUCUUCCCUAGCAUAGGGGUUCACGGAUUCAUUUUUCUAUGCCAAAUUACCUUUGUGAGAAUGAAGAUUUUAACUGAACUUGGAGAACCUGUAGUGAAAUACCUUAAGCUGUUUAAUUGUAAGGCGUGGAAUAGGAGUCACUCAGUGGAUUGGUUGUAUGUUGUAGGCUAUCUAAGUCUGCAUUUGUUACUGUGCUAAUAAAAAUAUGUACAAACCCC